This is a messenger RNA of Vicia faba (fava bean), 939 nucleotides long. NCBI's taxonomy places the organism in Eukaryota, Viridiplantae, Streptophyta, Magnoliopsida, Fabales, Fabaceae. The record is from the annotation of a GenBank genome assembly.
AUGGAGAAAGUUUGUGAAUUCUGCACAGCAUUGAGGCCACUUGUUUACUGUAAUGCUGAUGCAGCAUAUCUUUGUCUAUCCUGUGAUGCAAAAGUCCAUUGGGCGAAUGAACUGUCCGGCCGGCACCCCCGUACCCUUGUGUGUAACUCGUGCAAAUCUCAUCUUGCUUAUGUUCAGUGCUUGGAUCACAAAAUGUUAGUCUGUCGAGACUGUGAUCGAAAUCUGCACGAUGGUUCUUCAACGCAUCGCAGACGAGCUGUCAAAACAUUCGUCGGCUGCCCUUCUGCCAAGGAGUUUGCAACACUAUGGGGAUUUGAGUUUAAGGAGAUUGAAAAGUGUGUCAAUCAGAAGGAUCUGUUCGCAUCUGGUUCUCGUGUUUCAACGUUCGAUAAGGGGUCUAGCAGUCGACUAGGUCAGAUAAUGUUCAAUGAUCACGAGCGGAAAACUAUUCUGCAGCAGAUCGUUGAUUUAAAACGGUUUCAGCUAAGUGAGGAGAAUGAUCAUUCUACAAAGAUAAAUGGGCUACAUGUGGAUGAAAAAUUCAAUCAGCAAGCUCAAAAAUCUCAGGAUUUUGCUAUUAGUCUUCUGGAGGAAGACAAUCCGAUCGGAGAGGUGAAUACCGAAACCUUCUCGUCUGCGUUUUCUCAACUUGAUAAUUUGUCUUCAUCUUCAGCUAUGGACCUUCCCUUGAAUGGAGAAUUGUUUUGGACUUACAAAAGUUCACUUCAAAAUAAUCAGUUAUGGUCCCAAAAUAUUCAAGACCUGGGAAUAUGCGAAGAACUUGCUUGUCAAGAUGAUUUUAACAUGCCCGACGUUGACUUAACAUUCCAAAACUAUGAAGAACUAUUUGAAGGAGAUCAAGAUCCAAUUAGAGUCAUGUUUGGUGGCAAAGAUCUCUCCUGUUCUUCUUUAGAGAAAGAUUUAUCCGUGGAUGACUAA